AUGUGCAGCUUGAGCUGGGGUUUCAAAGCCCUUUUCCUAAUGAUAUUAUGCAGAUUAACAAAAGUUUCCCCAGCUGAAGGAAAAGGUGAAAUUCUUCCUCCAACUAUACAGAAAAUAAUGAAAGGAUAUAACAAGUAUCUGCGGCCGUUUUUUGACAAUGGCCCUGUCUCGGUUGGAAUGAGUUUGGAUAUAGCAAGCAUUGAUACAAUAUCGGAAAUAAACAUGGAUUACACAGCUACCAUAUUCCUAAGACAACGAUGGACGGAUGAACGCCUUUGCUUUGAGGGUAAUAAGAGCUUAAGCUUAGAUGGCCGCCUUGUAGAAAUGCUUUGGGUACCAGACACCUUUAUAGUGGACUCAAAAAAGUCUUUUCUUCAUGAUAUCACUGUUGAAAACCGUCUGAUAAGAAUAUAUCCCAAUGGAACGGUCCUUUAUGCCAUACGGAUAACUACAACAGUUGCCUGUAGUAUGGAUUUGACUAAAUACCCUAUGGACAAACAGACGUGCACCUUGCAACUGGAAAGCUGGGGUUAUAACAUUAAUGAUGUCAUGUUUUAUUGGACAAGAGGAAAUGACUCUGUCAAAGGCUUGGAUACCCUUCGAUUGGCACAAUACACAGUAGAAGACUACUAUACCUCUGUAUCUGAAGCUGUCUAUGAAACAGGACGCUAUCCAAAGUUAGUCUUCUAUUUUGAGCUCAAGAGGAACAUACUGUAUUUCAUCCUUGAGACAUAUGUACCAUCCAGCUUACUGGUUGUUCUGUCCUGGGUGUCAUUCUGGAUAAGCCAGUCAUCAGUUCCAGCCAGAAUCUGCAUAGGUGUUACAACAGUACUCACCAUGACAACGCUUAUGAUGGGAGCCAGGACAUCACUUCCUAAUGCUAAUUGCUUCAUCAAGGCAAUUGAUGUCUACCUGGGUAUUUGCUUUAGUUUCAUCUUUGGCGCUUUAUUGGAGUAUGCUGUGGCUCAUUUCUGUACCCUUAAUCGAUCUGGUAUGAAAAAACUCACAAAGGAGGAGGAUGAAGAGGCUGAAGAGGAAAUCAAUGGAGUCCUGUCAGCAAUUGCCAACAGUUGCAAAGCUGAUAAGAUUAACAAGGCUGACUCGGACAAAGUCACCAAAACCUCUAGUGGAAGAAAAGAUGAAAAAAGUAAACACAGCAAGUGCCACUCACCAAUGGCAGUGAUGAAAAGACUCUUCUGUAUAUUUGACUGCUUCCAUGUUAAAAAUCCGUAUCACAUAGACAAUUAUGCACGUCUUUCUUUCCCAUUAUCAUUUAUCAUAAUAAAUGUUUUUUACUGGGUGUAUUAUUUGUAUUUUUAA
Elgaria multicarinata webbii is the source of this 1320-nucleotide messenger RNA. RefSeq names its product gamma-aminobutyric acid receptor subunit pi-like. Gene Ontology annotation, molecular function: extracellular ligand-gated monoatomic ion channel activity; neurotransmitter receptor activity; GABA-A receptor activity. Lineage: Eukaryota; Metazoa; Chordata; Lepidosauria; Squamata; Anguidae. Bases 1 to 1320 code for a protein of 439 amino acids. Gene Ontology annotation, cellular component: GABA-A receptor complex; synapse; plasma membrane. The record is from RefSeq and is a predicted model, not a curated record. Gene Ontology annotation, biological process: regulation of membrane potential; chloride transmembrane transport; chemical synaptic transmission. The transcript is spliced from 9 exons.